Molecule: messenger RNA, 468 nt
Organism: Ruditapes philippinarum (Manila clam)
Lineage: Eukaryota; Metazoa; Mollusca; Bivalvia; Venerida; Veneridae
Product: putative defense protein 3
Molecular function (GO): oxidoreductase activity, acting on metal ions
Source: RefSeq, a predicted model, not a curated record
GAACUUUGACACAGAUAUGGAGUUCUAAUUGUUGUCCUUUAUUUCGUAAGGUGUCACCAAUGUUAUGAAUAAAUAUUCUAUAUUAAUGUACGAUAAAGUUAAAGCCUUGUUUGAAGACACACUAUAAUAACGGGACUCCUUUAAAACAUGAAAUUUCUUCUGCUGGUUGGUUUCUGCUGCAUGGCAACUGGUUUCCCUAAUGGAGCACCUGACAUUGCAUGUAAAGAAAUGGUGCCAGGGCAUCUUCCAACUGUAACUUCCGGUGACAAUCCUUUUAAACUUAACAUUUCCGUAACGUCGUAUAAACCAGGCGAUGUUAUAACAGGAGAACUCUACUCAGCCGAGAACAUCAAAUUCAGAGGGUUCUUGAUAGAAGUUGGAACAGCACAAGAUGUCUCAGAAAAAGAGGAAGGUGUGGGUGAAUUCAUAAAUCUCGAUACGGGUAUACAAAAACAUGUCUGCGGAAAG